AUGGAAGCUCAAAUGAAACAGCUUAUCGCGGAACGUGGGUCCCUUAAGGCCAGGCUAACUCGUUUCAAGCGCUUUAUGGAAACCUCGGCUAGCGAAAUGCACGUAGACGCGUUAGGAAAAAAGAUUCAAGCAUACGAGGACUUGCGCGACAAAUUUGAUAAAGUACAAUCUCAAAUUGAGGUAAUCGUGACGGGUACAGACUCCGAGGCAUCACAUUUAGACGAGCGCGAUGACUUUGAAAACGUCUUCUUCCCGUUAAUCGCCUCUGCGCAAAGACAUCUCGCGAAUUUACGUGGUCCGCAAUCACCCGCGAAUUCCCCAAGCCACGCGUCAUCACACGCUCCAGACGCGCAGAUGAUUCCCCGGAUGCCGACUAUUUUGCUACAGAAUUUUGACGGAACGUACAACCAUUGGGUGCGUUUUCGCGACACGUAUUUGACGAUGGUCGACAAUAAUGAGUCGCUCACCGAUAUUCAGCGAUUUCACUACUUAACUUCAGCUUUAACGGUUUCCGCUGCGCGUAUAAUAGAAUCGUUGGGUGUCUCGGAAGCGAAUUAUGGAGUUGCAUGGGAGGCUUUAAAAAGACGAUUCGAAGAUCCUUACACUCUGGUCCACCAUCACGUAAAUGCACUGUUAGAAAUCCCAAAUAUGCAUAAACAAACUACCCACGCGUUUAGGGAGUUCAUUGACCAUGCGAAUAAUCAAAUCGUGGCAUUAGGCGCGUUAGGCGAACCGGUUAACGCGUGGGACACCAUAGUCGUUACUCUACUAUCGAAAAAACUGGAUUCAAUAACAUACAAUGACUGGGAUACGCAUGCCGAAAACCUACCACAUGGUAGUAGGAAACGCCUCGACCGAGCAACUUCGAACCACCAGUCGGCCGCGCAGGUAUUCGCAAAUCAGACCCGUCAGGGUCGCGCGUCCAAAGUUCAUGUCAAGACAAGUGCCGUAACGGCUCACGUCUCAAGUACGCGUAAUCAAUGCGUGCUAUGCGAGGGUGAGCAUCUAUUACAACACUGCGGUCAGUUAAAGGCAAUGCCAACCCCUAAGCGUCAUGAAACAGUUAAACACCUUCAAUCGUGCUUUAAUUGUUUGCGACAGGGGCACAGUAUCAAGGGUUGUACUCGGGGAACAUGCAGAAAGUGUGGAAAAAAGCAUAACACUCUUCUGCACCGCGAAGACGCGAAACAGGAGACGGUCUCCUUAGAAGCUCCGGUCGAAACAACCACUUCGUGCGUGUCUAAUUCGGCUAGCGUCGUGACAGAAUACACCGUACUGUCCACGGCAAUCGUGUUUAUCAAGGAUAGGCAGGGUCGGAAACAUGAAUGUAGGGCUUUGCUAGAUGUAGGUUCGCAAGCGAACUUCAUAACUGAGGAUUUACGCAAUAGAUUGGAUCUCCCAUAUUCUCACAUCGAUGCAGCGCACAAGAUAGAUUCAAGCGACUUGGUGUGGCAAAAAACGCGGUUAGGAUGGGUUCUGGACGGUUGGGUAGUUUGGCUACCUGGUGCGAACGUAAAGGAAACCUCUACCUGCCACAUGGCGACUAACGAACAAUUGGACAGAGCGAUUUCUCAAUUUUGGGAAAUUGAAGACAGCUACCCUACAUCAACGCGGACUACGAACGCGGCGGACGACCCUAGCGAACGGCAUUUCAAAGUCACGACGACACGUGACGAUGACGGACGAUACAUCGUAAAAAUUCCAUUCACCAGCAAACUAAGCGAUCUCAGCAAGUUGCGCACUCAGGCCGAAAAUCGCCUAUUAGGCAUGGAGCGUAGACUCGCCAAAGACCCCGAACUACACAGGCAGUCUUGCGCAUUUAUGACGGACUACGAAACAUUAGGACAUAUGACACGGAUCACAGACAAAGGAGUCAUUGAUGAACGUCCUAACUACUAUUUGUCACAUCACGCCGUGAUCAAAGAAUUCAGCUUCACCACAAAACUUCGAGUCGUCUUUGAUGGUUCCGCGAAAAGCUCGUCGGGUAUAUCAUUGAACGACACACAGCUUCUUAAGAGUCCUUCCAAUAGGUGGAAAACCUUUGUGGAGAACCGCGUCUCCCGGAUUCAGCAGAUAAUAAAUUCUGGACAUUGGAAUCACGUACUGUCACCCGACAAUCCUGCUGAUAUAAUAUUGCGCGGUGCCAGUCCUAGCGCACUGACCGAGUCCCAUCUAUGGUGGUUGGGACCUGCUUGGCUUGCACAUUGGCCGUCGGUAGUGGCCUGUCCCCAGGAGAUUCCUGAGGCGCGACAAGCCAGCACUUGCCUAACAGUUGCGCAUCAAGGCAAUCCACCCUCUGAUCUCUUCUCGAGCUACUCCUCCUACUCAAGGUUGCGUAGAAUCACGGCCUACUGUUUAAAGUUCACCAAAGCAGUGGCAAACAAGCUUUGGAAACCAUCGUCGCAGCCCUCGAACACGCAAAGAAGUUCGGUCAGCUCACAAUAUCUAACCACGUGUGAACUGCACGAUGCUGAAAUGGUUCUAAUAAAGCUCGCCCAAAGAGAGCAGUUCGGCCUAGAAUUCACCUUGCUUAGUGCACAAAAAUCGCUAACGCCUAAAAGCCCAUUGCUACCGUUGAACCCGUUCUUGGAUGAAAACGGACUAAUCAGGGUGGGCAGUCGUCUUAAAAAUGUGCCCAUCCCUUACGAUCAGAGACACCCGAUGAUUCUACCCGCGAAACAUCCACUCACCGCGCUCAUAAUCACAUGCUUCAGAGCCAACCCAAAGGGCACUAAUUACCUUAUGGGUGAUCUACCUGCAGCUUGUGUAACACCUGCUCGAGCCUUCUCUACCUGUGGUGUCGAUUACGCGGGGCCAUUCAUACUCAAGGAAAGAGGUCGCGCGCGAACCACGUACAAGUCCUACCUAUGCAUUUUCGUUUGCUUUGCCACGAAAACCGUCCAUAUUGAACUAGUCACAGAUCUAAGAGCGCGUACCGAGCUCAAUCAAUUAUGCGCGUUAUUAAUUAAUAAGGAACAUAACGAUCGUAUCCAAAGAGCGUUGGCACAAGAACAAAUACAGUGGCACCUUAUUCCCCCGUAUUCCCCUCACUUUGGUGGGCUCUGGGAAAGUGCGGUCAAAUCCGCGAAGCAGCACUUGAAGCGAGUCAUAGGGGAACAACGCUUAACGUUUGAAGAGUUGUAUACGAUCUUGACGCAGGUAGAAGCUUGCCUCAACUCCCGUCCGCUUCACCCACUAUCCUGUGACCCCAAUGACCUCAGCCCUCUAACCCCAGGGCAUUUCCUUAUUGGCGUCGCUCUAACGGCACCACCGCAGGCCGAUCUGCUUCACUUGAAUCAGAAUCGACUAAAUCGCUAUCAGUUAAUCCAGUACACAGCGCAACACUUCUGGAAACGGUGGCACCGAGAACAUCUCCAUGAGUUGCAGCAACGGCACAAAUGGCAGCUGGACUCACCAGACAACGUCAAGGCCGGUGAACUGGUCAUCAUCCGAGAGGACAACACCCCUCCGCUGAAAUGGCGACUCGGAAGAAUCGCAGAUCUUCACCCAGGCUCCGACAAUACUUCUCGGGUGGUGUCCAUCAAGGUGGCGGACGGCAUCAUAAAGAGACCCGUCACAAGAGUUUGCGUUCUACCCAUAGAGGAAGUGCAAACAUAA
This is a messenger RNA of Nomia melanderi (Alkali bee), 3618 nucleotides long. RefSeq lists its product as uncharacterized. Gene Ontology annotation, molecular function: nucleic acid binding. The record is from RefSeq and is a predicted model, not a curated record. NCBI's taxonomy places the organism in Eukaryota, Metazoa, Arthropoda, Insecta, Hymenoptera, Halictidae.